Molecule: messenger RNA, 2142 nt
Organism: Saccostrea echinata
Lineage: Eukaryota; Metazoa; Mollusca; Bivalvia; Ostreida; Ostreidae
Product: bifunctional arginine demethylase and lysyl-hydroxylase JMJD6-like
Exons: 10
Coding region: 505-2037 (510 amino acids)
Biological process (GO): protein hydroxylation; positive regulation of translational termination; negative regulation of gene expression
Cellular component (GO): nucleus; cytoplasm
Molecular function (GO): sequence-specific DNA binding; histone H4R3 demethylase activity; protein binding
Source: RefSeq, a predicted model, not a curated record
UGUUUUAGGUAUUAAUUGGCUUAGAAUCAUCAAACUUAGUUGAUGCAUCUUGGGUCCUCAGAGAAUGACUAGUGAUAAGUAGGUCACCAUGACCAACUCUCAGGUACUAACUGGCUUAGAAUCAUCUUGGUUCUCAGAGUGUUUCAUCGAAAUUGUAGGUCAUGAUGACCUACCUUUGGAAUUUCAAGGCUUUAUCUAAAUAUACAGGAUACUUAGAGGCUUCAAAUAGAAGUGAUAGGUUGUACAGUUUAUCAGAAGAGCGAUUCAAGGCCCUUGGGCCUCUUGUUAUUUUCCAGUUCAUGCACUGUAUUUUUCGUUAAAUAGUCCUGUAAUAGCAAGCAGGAAAGAUAUUUGACAUUUAUCAUUAAGCCCUUUAAUGGCACUUGUUUCAGUGCUUUUGUUAUUUCAGUAUUGCCACAGAUCGGGAAGAAAUCUGAUGUAGAUGGUUUUAAUAAGAUAGCAAAAUGACGCCCCUUGUUGGAGAAACUUGGUUAGUUGCUACUUAUGCAGAAGAUAAUAACAAAAAUGGACAACUGUGAGAAGGAGGAAACUGAAAUGAUUUCAGAAUGGCCAGUUACCAUGGAUACUGCACAAAAAGUUCUUGGAAAGAAGUCAUCAUCAAAUCCUACAGAAGUGAAAAAGAGAAAGUUUGAAGAAAAUGCUUCAUUUUCUAAAAUAAGGAAAGUACACAAAUCAGAGGAACCUUUGGUGAAAAUUGCGGUGGCUAAAUGGUGGCGAAAACUGUCACAGGAAACCAAAAAUGGCUACAGUGAUCUUCUCCCCAGGAGCACCCAUUCUGAUACUCUGCUAGCCGCAAUAAUGAGACUGGAUGUUGCACAAGACUUCAUGAAGUCUGAAGUUAAAAGAUUAACAAACUCUCUGGAACACAGUGGCUCUUGUUCUAAUCUCCACGCAGCUCUUGGUUCUUUUUAUGAGAAACUUCAAAACUUUAGUGCUGCUAAAGAACACCUUGAGAAAGCAGUUUCUUUUGAUGAUGCGGCUGCAGAGUACAAAUGGCUUCUUGAGAAGAUUAAAAAGCAGGUCAAAGUUCAACAGGAGCAAAGGUCAGCCAUGACGAGGCUUCCAUUCCCAUUAUCUGAUUUGUCAAUUCCAGUUUGUCUGAAAGUUGAUAGAGUUUCAGCUACAGACUUAACAGCAGAGAGAUUUUAUGAAGAUUACUCAUCGAAACACAAACCAGUCAUUAUCACAGAUAUAAAUGUCACAGACACUCCCUGGACUCUACAGUCUAUCAAAAAUUUCACUGGUGACAUUGCUGUUACGUUGAAACAUUCAGUUAAGAAUUCUUCUGAGUGGGCCAGUCUUGAGAACAAAGAGAUGACAACUGUGUCAGAAUAUAUAAACAGGAUAGAGGGACUGCCAGAGAGCAGGCAGUGUGAGGGGUACCUGUUUGACUGGAGCUUACCCAUCCAUUGUCCAAGUCUUGUAGAGAAACUGAAGAUUCCUAGGUAUUUUGCUGGUGACUUUUUACAGAGGACCUCUGAGGGGAGUUUAUACAGAGACAGCUGGCCCAGUCUGUUUGUGGCCCCAGCAGGUCUCUGCAGUGAGCUCCAUGUUGAUGCCUUUGGGUCUAACUUCUGGAUGGCAGUGUUUCAAGGGUCCAAGAGAUGGGUAUUUUUCCCACGGUCUGAUCUGCCCCUCCUUUACCCUCAGUACCCCAAUAGUAUGGACCCUGUAUUUGAUGCAGACAUCACAAACCCUGACCUGAAAAAGCAGCCACUAUUAAGUCUGACACACCCCUCAGAAUGUGUCCUGUCUGAAGGAGAAGUUCUAUUUGUUCCAGCAGGAUGUCCUCACCGUGUGGAAAAUCUGACAACGACAGUUGCCAUUUCUGCCAACUUUGUGGAUUUGUCCAAUUGGAAAACUGUCUCAGAGGAACUAGAAUUAAAUGCAAUUAUUGACCCCAGGUCUCAGGAUUUACUAGAACAGUUCAAGUCCAGUGCUUUUGAUAACACAAUGAAAUUUUAUAACAAAGAAGUCCCAUGGUCAGAAUUUAAAAACCAACAGUUUCCCAGUUAGGAGAAAGCCAUUGACAUGAUUGCAUUUAACUUUUAUAAGGGACAUAACUUUUGAUUGGUUAAAAUGUUGCUAAUUAUAAUUAUGACAAUAUUUUGCUCUUUUUAU